Messenger RNA from Postia placenta MAD-698-R-SB12, 708 nucleotides. RefSeq lists its product as hypothetical. NCBI's taxonomy places the organism in Eukaryota, Fungi, Basidiomycota, Agaricomycetes, Polyporales, Adustoporiaceae. The annotation marks the transcript as partial. The transcript has 4 exons. The record is from RefSeq and is a predicted model, not a curated record.
CAACCGGGUAUAGUCCCUCCUAGAUAUGCGGUGUUCAGAAGCAGGUCGCUCAAGCUGCAGCAGUUUGGCUACAAGUUUGCUGCUCACUCGGACAUCAUGCAGUUCAUGACAAUUUGCGGAUGGAACACCGGCUUAGAGGAUAUCUCGCUGGACUGGAGCUUUCUCGAUGAUCCAGAGACACCUUUGAUUGCACCUUUCCUCGCCGGCACUCGCGAAUCCCUGCGCUCGUUGACGUUCAAUGUGGCUGGCCCGCAUCAACCGCAUGAACGCACCAUCGACGAUAUAGUACUCACAGGCAGUCGCCACCUCACGACGCUGACUAUCUGGUUGGCCCAAUCUGUCAUGAAUGUGCAGGGCUCGGGCAAGUAUUGGAUGGCGCGCCUGUUGUCCCACAUCAAGUCGGAAGUCGUUCGCGAUGUGACAAUCGUCUUGGAUACACACGAGGACAGCUGGCAACAAGAAGAGAGGACGAUCAAAGUGGCCAGUCUGACGGAGCGCCUGCCGAUGGAUUCGUACAGGUGGGUCGAUUCGGACCCCGCUCGUCAUCUGAGCAAGCACCGCUGCAGCCAGAUCGAAGAUGUGCUGCUGCUUCCGCAAUAUGCGACGAUACCGUCAAGAGAACAGCGGUUCUCUGUCCAUAGGCGAGACGCAGUGGUCGACGGUCAUGCAAGCGCGCUUUCCACGAUUGCACAAGCGAGGGCUUCUGUU